AACUUCACUUCAAUCCAACCCUUCUUCUCAUUUCUUGUUGAAGACUAGGAAACCUUCUUUUCUGACUCCAUUUUCUUCAAGGGCAAAAACCCGACCUUUAAUGGAGAAAAAGCAAGGUUUUUUCUCGGCUCUCAAAGAGGAAGUAGUUUGCGGGCUUUCUCCUUCCCGCUGUCGGACCAACAGCAGCCUCGUAAGAGCCCGUUCGCCCAUCGCCCUUCUGUUACGGAGAAAGAAAAGCAGCCCCAACAGCCACGGAGGCGCGCAACUGGUCGGGGAAGCUUUAGCCCCGCUCAUGGAAGGUCCCGAGCCGGACGGAGGGGAAACCGGGGUUUCGAAGCGGCUCGGCUCGGGGCUAGGACAAUGGGUAAUGGGACAGUUUUCGAGGACUCCAUCGGUUGCUUCAACGAGUUACGGAAGGUCUGAUCUAAGGCUGUUGCUUGGGGUCAUGGGUGCCCCUUUGGCUCCGGUUCAAGUUAGCUCCACUGACCCGCUGCCUCACUUGAGCAUAAAAGACACUCCCAUUGAAACUUCCACUGCUCAGUACAUAUUGCAGCAGUAUGCAGCUGCUUCUGGUGGGCUGAAGCUCCAAAAUUCCAUUAGGAACGCCUACGUGAUGGGAAAGCUCAAAAUGAUAGCUUGUGAAUACGAAACUGCGACGAAGACCGUUAAGAACCGAUAUGGCUCCAGAGGUGCAGAGUCCGGUGGAUUCGUGCUUUGGCAAAUGAAUCCGGACAUGUGGUAUGUUGAACUCGCGGUCGGCGGCUGCAAGGUUCAUGCCGGCUGUAAUGGGAAACUUGUGUGGAGACACACUCCUUGGCUUGGUGCUCGUAUCGCGAACGGUCCUGUUAGACCCUUGCGCCGAGCGCUCCAGGGUCUUGAUGCAAGAACUACGGCUAGUAUGUUUUCUGAUGCAAAAUGCAUAGGAGAGAAGACAUUUAAUGGUGAGGAUUGCUUCAUCCUCAAGCUUUGUACCGAUCUGCAGACAUUGAAGGCAAGGAGCAAAGGCCCGGCAGAGAUCAUUAGGCAUGUUUUAUUUGGCUACUUCAGUCAGAAGACUGGACUUCUUGUUCACAUGGAGGAUUCACAUCUCACUCGUAUCGAAUCCAAUGAUGGUGAUACUGUUUAUUGGGAAACCACAAUCAAUUCAUAUCUUCAUGAUUACCGACCCGUCGAAGGUAUCAUGAUAGCACAUUCCGGGCGUUCCAUCAUUACACUUUUCAGGUUCGGGGAAGCUGCAAUGAGCCAUACUAAAACAAGGAUGGAAGAAGCUUGGACGAUCGAGGAGGUUGCCUUUAACAUACCGGGCCUUUCCAUCGAUUGUUUUAUCCCUCCAGGUGAUUUGAGGUCCGGAUCUGUCAACGAAACAUACGAACUACCUCAGGAUGAGAUGACAAUGAGUGAGGUUGCCUUAUCAACACAUUAUGCCAAAGUUUCCGCCCUCGAGAAGGCACGGGAUAGUUGUGCCGGUGGCAUGAUAUGGGGGAUGCAAGUCUGAAGAAAGGUUAGAAUCAAAUCUUAGCAAUUGUUCAAAUUGGUAGCUAGUUCAGUUGACUAACACAUCAGAAAGUCGUUUUUUGGACUUUGAUUUCAUGCCUCUAGUAAUUUGCAAACAGAGUAUACUCAUUCACAGGUUCUAAUGGGGACCCUGCAUGAAUGUUUAUACUCUCGGCGCAGUACCCGACUACGGAGUUGGAGCUCGGCUUUCCAGUUAGGGAUAGAGCUAAUGGAGGUUGGUUUUUAGUUUACCAUUGAUGGUAGGUGGCAAAGCUGCCCCAUCAACCUUUUUCCUAUAGUUACACUAACUGUAACGGUUGAUGAAAAUAUAAUGUGGCAGUAGAGGGGAUGCUGCCAUAGUUUUUUGGUGUUACAAUUUCUGGAUUUGUGAUUCAAAGUGUGGUUGCUUGGCUUG
Molecule: messenger RNA, 1909 nt
Organism: Hibiscus syriacus
Lineage: Eukaryota; Viridiplantae; Streptophyta; Magnoliopsida; Malvales; Malvaceae
Exons: 3
Coding region: 101-1495 (464 amino acids)
Source: RefSeq, a predicted model, not a curated record